This is a messenger RNA of Salmo salar (Atlantic salmon), 3197 nucleotides long. RefSeq names its product protein phosphatase EYA2. Gene Ontology annotation, biological process: positive regulation of DNA repair; multicellular organism development; negative regulation of extrinsic apoptotic signaling pathway in absence of ligand. The record is from RefSeq and is a predicted model, not a curated record. Gene Ontology annotation, molecular function: protein tyrosine phosphatase activity. Gene Ontology annotation, cellular component: nucleus. Lineage: Eukaryota; Metazoa; Chordata; Actinopteri; Salmoniformes; Salmonidae.
UCGGCUCGCGGGUAUUGAGAAAACCCUCAGGAGGAGGAACCAACAUUUUUUCAUUUACCCUUAUCAUCACUUCCUUACCAGCGCCAAAGCAAACACGCGCUCCUGAAGGUGUAUGAAACACUAAUCGAGAAACGGGUUCAAUGUUUCGGAUGAAAACGCAGCCUUAGAUUCGCUGGAAAGCUGUCAUUUCGGUUUAUUAGACCGUAGUAGACGAACAUUCAAGAAAUCCAAACUAAGUGCGCACACAUUUCUAAAAUCUGCAGUCAUCAUCACUUUGAAGAAUAAUAAAUAGGCAUCCACAGUGAGUAAAGACUUAUCGUGCAUUGAGUUUGACUAUUGAACGUUCCAGUUUCAUCUGUAGAAACGUUUUGCUAUAGAGAUUUGAACACGCUACGCCAUAUGGAGAGAGAACAGUGUUGAACAACUACCGGAUUUUCUUUCGACCUAAAUCAUGGAAAGCUGACGGCAAGGACCUUGAGUGACUGUGUCUUACCAGGGAAGAAAACACUCUCUCCACAGAGUCAAGGCCUCUAAGACUCCAUAUCAAACUCUUACUUUAUCUGCAAAUCAGCUGAUCUGAGAGCUGUCAUGUCGGCGUACGGACAGCCCCAGUACAGCCCCGGCCUCCAGCAUGCGGGACCCUACCCACCAUACACUCACCAUGCCCAGGGUUACGGCAUGCCCUCCUACAACAUUAAGACAGAGGAUGGCCUUAGCCUCUCUCCAGGACAGAACAGUCUCCUGAACUACUCAAACUACAGCAGCACUCCCCCCAGCCAGGCUCUCUAUGGCUACUCCACACACGGUAGCAGUAUUUCAUCUGGGAUUUUCCAGGGAGCCAACCCCAUCACAAGCUCAACUCCCUUCAACACCACACAACAGGACUUCUCAGGGUACUCCAGCUACAGCCAAAGCCAGUACUCACCGUACUACAACACACACUACAACAGCCCGUACCUCAGCCCUAGUGCCAUCACCACGUCCAUACCCUAUCAGCAUCCAGAACACCCCGCCGUGGUGCCCAAUCACAGCCCAGAGUCCCAAACAGGAGAGUACCAUCCACCCCCUAGCCCCCCCACCCCUGGGAAAGAGCCGGAAGCGGUGCCAGCCAGACGGAGCUCAGACGGGAAACUGAGGGGCAGGAAAAGAGUCAGUGACCCACAGCCCCUGGACUCAGAUAUAGAGCGUGUGUUUGUGUGGGACCUAGACGAGACCAUCAUCAUUUUCCACUCUUUGCUCACAGGGAGCUUCUCCACCCGAUUUGGCAAGGACUCAUCCAAGGCAGUGUCGCUGGGCCUGUGGAUGGAAGAGAUGAUCUUUAACCUGGCCGACUCACGACUAUUCUUCAACGACCUGGAGGAAUGUGACCAAGUUCAUAUUGAUGACGUGGCGUCAGACGACAAUGGGCAGGACCUGAGCACGUAUAACUUUGGCACGGACGGGUUCCAGAGCCCUACGGGGGCCGGUACUCUGUGCCUGGGCUCAGGUGUCCACGGUGGGGCUGACUGGAUGAGGAAACUGGCCUUUCGCUACAGGAGGGUGAAGGAGAUCUACAACACCUUUAAGAACAACGUGGGAGGUUUGCUGGGCAGUCCCAAGCGGGAGGAGUGGCUGCAGCUGCGGAGGGAGAUGGAGGUUCUAACAGAUCUGUGGCUGACCCAGGCUCUCAAGGCCUUGGCCCUCAUAAACUCCAGACCAAACUGUGUGAAUGUGCUGGUGACUACCACCCAGCUGAUCCCAGCCCUGUCCAAGGUCCUGCUCUACGGACUGGGCUCAGCCUUCCCUAUAGAGAAUAUCUACAGUGCCACCAAGACAGGGAAGGAGAGUUGCUUUGAGCGUGUGGCUCAGAGGUUUGGUCGGCGAGCAGUGUACGUGGUAAUAGGGGAUGGAGUGGAGGAGGAGUCUGUAGCCAAGAAGAAGAACAUGCCCUUCUGGAGAGUGUCGUGUCGGCCUGACCUGGAGGCUCUGAGUCAUGCACUGGAGCUGGACUACCUCUAGUGGGCACUAUCCCAUCAUGCCCUUAGCCACUUCCUGCCUGGUGAUGCCACUUCCUGUCCAAUGGACCAAUUGUGGUUGAGGGCGGUGUCGAUUCACCACAAUACAAAAGCCAAGAAUAAGGGACCAAUCUUUGUAUCUUGCAGGGAAUCGCAAUUGUUACUGGAAAUAUUAUAUGUGCUUUCAUCCUUUUACACAGAGACUUUUACAUAUGAAAGGUAUCCCACUUUUCAACUUUAGAGCGUUGCACUGAAAAUAACAAUCUAGGUGAUCUAAGUGCAUUUUUCCUUACAUGGAGGAUGAAUAGUUUUGUUUUGUUGUGUGCUCACUUUUCUUAUUAGGAAUGGGAUAGAUAAGAGGACAUUGUUAAAGGGCAAUUAGGCCACUCUUCAACCUCAUUUCCAUUAUCUCCAGCACCAUACCAGAGUCUAGAUAUGCAAAGGUGAAAUGCUCAUGAACAGGGAUGUAAACAAAUUUGUGCACAAAAUUUGAGAGAGAGAACCUUUUGUGAGCAUCGAACAUUUCUGUGAUUUUUUUAUUUCAGCUCAUGAAACAUGGGAACAACACUUUACAUGUUGCGUUUAUAUUUUUAUUCAGUAUAAAAUAAGGGUUAUGAAUGAGGAUUGGACAUUACCAGCAAGUUAUUAGAGAUAGCUAGAUCCUACCUUGACUCAAUUGUUUCACAUGGCUUUUCUGGAUGAUGACAUUUUAAUCUAAUAUACCAAUAAUGAAAAGUCAAUUAUCUUAUCCAUUCCGUGCCCUUUUAUGAAAAUAAAAUAUAAAUUGGUAAGAGCAGCUAGGCCAAGAUGUUCAGACAGACAAAGACCAACAGCAUUACUAAAACUAACAUCUUGAUUAAUGGAUAUGGAAACUAAGCAACCCUUUGACAAAGGAAAAAUCAACUAUCCAUACCUUGUGACACGUCUCUUUCAGCAUAUACAUUUGUCUUGGAGAGGACUUAGUCUAGCGAUUGAAUCUUUUUAUUAAGGAACACAUUUUGUGCUUCAUAAGUUGCUGGGUGUACAUUUGUUGUCAUCUUUCUCCAUGAACGUUUAUGUAUAACCUGUAUGUAAGGGAAAUGCUAUGAUAGUCUUUCGACUUGCAUGUGCCUAUUACACUGUCAGCUUAGCUAUGAUCUGUAUAUAAGGUUUUAUUGUUUCGACGGACAAUUAUAAUAGAUUAAUAAAGAUAAAUUAAUUACA